UUUAAUAUAGCUUUAUAUAGUAGUAUCGUUCGUUAUCCAUGCCCAUCAACUAACAACUACUACACUACUGAGAUGCUGCUUCCUGCAAUUCACUUUCAUUGCACUUCAUUGUACUUCUUCCCUCAUCAAUUCCCCAAAACCAAAUCCAAAUCCCUCAUUCGGAGCUCCGACACUCAAACCCAAUCCCAAACCCGAACUCUCUCCGACUCCGCCAUUCAACGAAUCGCCGACAAGCUCCGCACUCUCGGCAUCACAGACGAAACCCCCACACCACAACCACCACCACCUCCGCCUCCUCCCUCCUCCGCCGGCGAAAUCUUCGUUCCCCUACCUAGCCACCUCCCUAAGCGCCGCGUGGGCCACACCAUCGACCGCAGUUGGACUGGAGCAGCGAAAGAGGAGAAGAGGAGGAGAGAGGAGAGAAUGCCGACGUUGGCGGAGCUGAGCCUCUCUGAUGCGGAGAUUCGGAGGUUGAUGAAGUUAGGGUUAGGGAUGAAGCAGAAACUGAAGGUUGGGAAGGCCGGCAUCACCGAAGGAAUCGUGAACGGAAUUCACGAACAAUGGAGGAGCUCCGAAGUGGUGAGAAUCGUUUGUGACGAUCUUUGUAGAUUCAACAUGAAAAGAACUCAUGACUUGUUGGAGAGAAAAACUGGAGGUCUUGUUGUUUGGAGAUCUGGAAGUAAGAUAAUAUUGUACAGAGGGACUGAGUAUAAGUACCCGUACUUCUUAUCUGAUAAAGUUUUGAGAGAUGACAACCCCGGUGAUGCUCUGCAACGUAUGGAUGAGGAUGAUAAAAAUCAUGAUAAAAGAGAGGACCACUCAUCUGAAACAAAUUCAGUGACAUAUGCUGGUCAUAGUUCAAAUGUCAAAACAGCAAAACCAGCUCUGAUCCAAGGUGUUGGUACUCCCAAUAAAGUAAGAUUUCAACUGCCUGGUGAGGCAGCGCUUGUGGAAGAUGCAGACUGCUUGUUGACAGGGCUCGGGCCACGAUUCAUUGAUUGGUGGGGAUAUGACCCUCUGCCUGUUGAUGCUGAUCUUCUACCUGCUGUUAUUCCUGGCUAUAGGAAGCCUUUUCGCCUUCUUCCAUAUGGUGUGAAACCUAAACUUACAGAUGAUGAAAUGACCACAUUGAGGAGACUUGGCAAACAUAUACCAUGUCAUUUUGCAUUAGGUAGAAACAGGAAUCUUCAAGGAUUGGCUGCUGCAAUUAUUAAGCUUUGGGAAAGAUGCGAGAUUGUCAAGAUUGCUAUAAAAAGAGGUGUGCAGGAUACUAACAGUGAGAUGAUGGCUGAAGAGAUAAAGCAUCUGACUGGAGGAAAUCUACUUGCUCGGGAUAAAGAAUUCAUUGUUUUCUAUAGAGGAAAGGACUUCUUGCCAGCUGCAGUGUCUUCAGCAAUUGAACAGCGGAGGAAUGUUGGAAUGUACAAACUGAAGACUGGAAACAGUUCAUUAGUUACAGUCGCUCCAGACCUGAAACAAGGAGCUGUAGAAUGUGAUUCUGCUUUGACCUUCCAGAAAGAUAAUAAACAAGUAACCUGGACUGAUGCUGAGGCAGCUAUUAAAAGCACUAGCAUGAAAUUGUCAAUGGCACUAGAAAAGAAAGAAGAAGCUGAAAAACUUCUAGCAGAGUUGGAAACUGCUGAGAGCCCCCAAGAACAAGAAAUCAAUAAAGAGGGUAUUACUAAAGAAGAGAGAUACAUGUUGCGGAGGAUUGGCUUGAAGAUGGGGCCCUUCCUGUUACUAGGUAGACUAGGGGUUUUUGAUGGAACAGUGGAAAAUAUGCAUCUUCAUUGGAAGUAUCGGGAACUUGUGAAGAUAAUAUGUAAACAAGGAAGCUGGGAAGAUGUCCAUCAGAUAGCUAAGACCUUAGAGGUAGAAAGUGGCGGAAUAUUAGUUGCAGUAGAGAGAGUGAACAAGGGCUAUGCAAUCAUUGUGUAUCGUGGAAAGAAUUAUAGUCGGCCUGGGAGUUUGAGGCCUCGAUCGUUAUUAAAUAAAAAGCAAGCACUGAAGCGCUCUAAAGAAGCACAGCGCUAUGAGACACUGAAGCUCCAUGUUUUGAAGCUAGAUAAGAAUAUAAACGAAUUGAAGCUUCAAAUGGUUAAAGAUAUGGAGGCAAACAAUAAGCAGACUUCUGUGGUUGACAAUCAACAAGAAAUGCAGGAGCAGUCAGUUGAGCUGAUUGAUGGUGGUGGAGCUCGUCAGGGUGAACCAGAAAAUUCCUUAAAUUGGAACAUUAAAGCUUCUGUUGAGAAUCAUCAAGCAAUACUGGAGCAGCCGAUUGAAGCUCGCCAAAGUGAACCAGAAAAUUCCAUAAACAGGAACUAUCCUAAAGAAUCUUCUGUUGACAAUCGACAAGCAUUACAGGGGCAGCCAGUUGGGCUGAUUGAUAGUGGUGACGCACGUCAAGUUGAACCAGUAACUUCCAUAAAUUGGAAUGCUCCUAAUGAAGCUUCUUUUGACAAUCACCAAGCAAUACAGGGGCAGCCAGUUGAACUGAUAAAUGGGAGUGAAGCUCAUCAAGGUGAACCAGAAUCCUUGUCUGGUUUGAUUCCUAAAGAAACAAAGGUGGAUGGAGUUGGAGUUGGUGAUUCUGUGGUUGAUACUAAGCAUUGCGUCUCUAAUAGCAAGGUAAUGAAAUCAUCAAUCACAGCAUCAAAGAGUUUUCCUGAAGCAUCAGCUCCAGGAACAGAUACGAGUUCAUUUGAGUUGCCUUCUAGAUCUGUAUAUCUUUCCAACAGAGAGAGACUUCUUCUACGGAAGCAGGCAUUGAAGAUGAGAAAGCGACCUGUCCUUGCAAUAGGAAAGAGCAACAUUGUUGCUGGUGUUGCGAAAGCAAUCAAAGCACACUUCCGGAGGCACCCUCUUGCCAUAGUUAACGUCAAAGGAAGGGCAAAAGGGACCUCAGCUCAGGAGUUGGUGCUCAAGCUAGAGCAAGCGACAGGUGGUGUUCUAGUCUCUCAGGAGCCUAACAAAGUCAUACUUUACAGGGGUUGGGGGGCAGGAGAGGAACCUAACACUGCCAUAAAUGUUAAUGAAGUGGGUAAAGAGGGCAAGGCAACGCCCAGGGUCUCUUCUGAAUUGUUGGAAGCAAUCAGAGUGGAAUGCGGGUUGCAGUGACAAACAGAACAUUGCAGCUCUUUACCGAUCAAGUUUUUACAAACAUGUUGCCGUGUUUUUUUCAUCAACAAUAAAGAUUUGCAGGAGGUAGAGCUACGAAGUCAGAGAGAGGAAAUUUGGGGAUUGUUGAUGAUGAAUAUUGAAAUUGUUUUAGGGGUUAGAGAACACCACACAGAAUCUGGAAAAGAAAUAAGAAAUGUACAAAAGGGUAGAGCCUCAAUUAUUCUUGAACCCGUUCUGAGUCCUCAAGUGAUGUGGAUAGGUAAACGGUCAGAGUCAACAAUCCACAGUUAAAGUCAAUUAUGUGAUGUGGCAAGUGACAUGGAUUAACAGUGACCAUAGCUGCUUUAGUAGGUGACUGGACGACGUGACACAAACAGCUUUAACUCACACGUGCGAGUGUGUGCCUGAUCAGGUUUUCAUAACAAUUUACGUCCUCACAGAUUAGAGGAUUCUAGCCAUGAUGAUGUAAUAUGUUCUUCAAAGUGAUGUCCAAAACCAGAGUAUGAGAACCUGUGUUUGAAUGAAUACAAAAGUUAAGAUGGUGAUGGGACAUGACAAUACUAUCAAAAUUAAUAAGAAAUAGAAUGAAAAGCAAAUUCCAGGGUAUUCAUAUUGGGAUGAUUUCCCUG
Molecule: messenger RNA, 3749 nt
Organism: Abrus precatorius (Indian licorice)
Lineage: Eukaryota; Viridiplantae; Streptophyta; Magnoliopsida; Fabales; Fabaceae
Product: CRM-domain containing factor CFM2, chloroplastic-like
Exons: 11
Coding region: 73-3117 (1014 amino acids)
Biological process (GO): RNA splicing, via transesterification reactions
Molecular function (GO): mRNA binding
Source: RefSeq, a predicted model, not a curated record